GGCAGAGGGGUGUGCGCACGCUCCGCGACAUUAGUUACGUCAGCUACCGCCGAGGAAGCAGGCGCUGCUCCCUCGCGGAUCGGACUCGGUCAGUCCGGCGCGUCCCGCGGCGCGUCCCUCGGCCCUCUCCCCGCUGCCGCCGAGGGGACUCCGUAUUUUCGGGGUGGUCCCUGGGCCGGACCCUAAGCUCCGCGGAACGAUGCGGUCGACUCCCCGAGGAACGAACGGAAGCACCCAGGAGCGAUGAGCGGCCGACCGACAGGGUCGAGAUCCAGUUGAAGCACCUCGGGACGCUCGCUCGAGGAAGACCGUCCGGGUCCAUCGGGUCGGCCCCGCGCGGGCCGGUCCGAGGGGUGGCCGUGGCUAGGAAGACUCGAACUCGGUCCGGAGAGCAGCGGGGCGUCGCGAUGGACCCGAUGGACGCGACUUGACGACCCGGACUGACGGCUCGCCAUCCGGUUCCAGGAAGGCAACGGGAGCGAGGCCCGACCCGCGAGAGAAGCCCUCCGAGGUCGCGCGUAGGCGGUAGCGCCGAGGCCGGGCUGGUAGCAUGACGGUGAUGCUGCUGGAACGCACGGUCACCCCCCACUCGACGAGCAGCCCGAGAGCAGCGACGAUCGGCACGAUCGGCAGCUCGCCGAAGCCGCCGCCGGCAGCGUCGUCGGUGGCAGCGUACCUCGGGUCGUCGACGGACGCGAGGACGGGGAGCGGGGCGCGAGCCCGAGGGGCCCAGGGCGGCCCUGGACCGAGCGAGAGCGCCGCAGCGAUGCGAUACUACCGGCUCUGGAUCUACGCGUGUAACGUGGUGCUCCUGGGCAGCGCGGUGGGCUUCGCGGCCGCCGUCUCGAAGACGCUCCUCUUCUCGGGGGACCCCCGCCGGCAGCUGAUCCCCGGAGUGCCCAAGGCCCUGGACCCGACCGCCCUCUACGCCUACCUGGCCCUCGCGACCCAGCUGGGCCUGGUGCAGCUACUCGGCUGCGUGGCCGCCCGGAGGCUGAGCGCCCGCCUCCUGCACGCCUACUGGCUGCUCCUGCUGGCCUUACUCUGCGGCGACGCCGUCAUCGGCGUGGCCUGGGUCUUCCGCUUCGAGCGAAUGCGCUCCGAGCUGCGGCCCGCGCUGAAGCUGCGCCUCCACUCGGACUACGCCAAGGAGCCGCGCUUCAGCGAGCAGUGGGACCGGCUGCAGCGGGAGUUCUCCUGCUGCGGGGUCUCCGGGCCCAAGGACUUUGGCGGCGGCCGCUGGCCCGCCACCUGCUGCGGCCCCGCCGGCAACUUCAGCGACGAGCCCUGCCAGCCGCCCCACCCGCGCGGCUGCGACGAGACCCUCGCCCGGUGGCUGCGCCGGACCGCGGACCUGCUCUUCGUCCUGGGCUUCUGCGUCAUCGCCUUCACUAAGCUCUGCUUUCUCGGGAUCUUGCGCUACGAGAUCCGUGAGAUGAUUCAGAAGAUACGGCUCCUGAGGGAACCUCCUCCCCCCGUGGCCGCUGCCGCCGUCGCCCCUUUCGCUCAACAGUAUCCCCAGCUCCUCUCGGACGGCGCCAACGGCGUCAACAACGGCGUCAACAACGGCGGCAUCGCCAGGCGCUCCACCCUGACCAACGCCUCGGCGCUCCCUUCCGGAAACGCCACGCUGCUGCUGCACGCCGACGACGGGGGCGGGGGUCGCCACCCGCUCCUCUCCGGCAAUCUGCAGGACGGCGGGGCGGACAGCGACACCAACAGCCACUGCGCUCUGAUCCUCGAGGAGAUCACGCCCACCUCGACGAACCACAACUCCGGGACCCGGGAGAAGAGCAACGGCAACAACAACUACGAGAUGCGCGAGUUGAACCGCAGGCUGCUGCUGUCCAACGGCGCCGGCCCGGGGGCCAGCGCGAACGCUACCCAGGGCAGGCGCACCUGACCGUGGAGCUGGUGGAAGGGCGCCUGGAACCGCUUCCUCCGCAGGCCCGGUAGACCGACGGUACAUAAGUAAGGAUAGAUAUUUUUUUUAAUCCAGAGACCAAGAGGGGCGACCGGGGCCGCCCGACCCAGGCCUGCCUGACGGUGUGCGCACUUCCAGCGAUUAGCGUUAACUCUCGUACCGUUUUGAUCUAACCAACGAGCCGCGAUUCGUAGCGGCUUCCGUUCCUUAGAUACAGAGUACUCGUGCUGCUGGGAAGAAUAUUCCAAGUCGAGCCGUGCCGCGUGUCCAAAGGCGAGAGGUUCUUUUCCUCGGCCGCAAACGCCGGAUCGAAGCGGACGGUGCCGACGACGGGCCGGUCGGCCCGUUCUUCCAGGAUUCGUCCCCAUGUCGCGAACGUGCCGACCGGGAAAGGCAAGCCGUCGCCGCACCCGGUAUGCACACACUCCACACGUACUUGCCCCCAACCUCGAGAGGGAGCAUAUACAAAAGCGCACAGAGUUUCACGUAUCUUUUGUACUUUUGUGCAACCCGUGGACGGAGCCAACAACGGGGCGGGAGGGGGGACCUACCUCCGCGAGCAGGUACCGAUUAAAAUUCGUACGUACGCUAAGAUCCCCGAGGGCGAGUUUAAUCUAGCGUAAACACGUCGGAGACGUCGGACGCGUCGAAAAGACUGGGCGAAAGGGGUCGCUUCCCCUCGCGACCGCGCUCCUCGGAUUCUCGUUUCUCCGUCCCCGAGCGGUCGACCAACUUUUAUAGAUUUCUUUUAACGGCAGCGUUUUUACAUGCUUUCCUGGGAACAACGUAACGCGACGCGACUUUGGAGGAAGAGCGCUGCUCGACGAGGGGGAGCGCGCCGCGUCCCGCGGGAAUUCAGUCCGCACAAUGUACUCGUAGUAUGUCACAGUGAUACGUAACGUAACUAUCGUCACCGUCGUCCAAGUACCCGCGCUCGCCGUUUCCUUCCAAGCUCCCCUUAGACCGAUUCGGAAGGUCCCGGCCGGAUUCGGUCGGACGCACGACGCUGCUACUUUUAACCUCGUGAAAUUACAAAGUUCAAUGUACGAGGGAGAUCUUCCUUUCGGUAAGUCUUAGCAGAAAAGUUUAACUACGCGCGACACGACCAAAGCAUACGGUUGCUAUUUACUCUAAGUACGAUAUUACUAGGUACGAUAGUUACAAGGGGAUAUUGUGAGAUACUACUGCCAGGUCGAUUCUCACCUCUAAAUUGUCGUCCGUUUUCAAUCGGAAAUUCAGCUCUAACGCGAUCAAAAGAACGAGACGUUGUCCGCGCAUAUUGCCCAUCGCCGAGGACCCUUCGGACCCUUCCUGCGUAACUUAAACGUUAUCGAACCGGUGCCGAAGCAUAGCACGAGUAGUCUGUAUUAAUUCAUGCCGUGCAUUAUUUCAAAGGAGACGCCCGGGUAACGGUGGUUAACGAUGAGAAUAAUUGGCUUCCUAGCUAGGUUUAAGUGUAUCACCAUAGGAAUACGUAAUGCAAAUGCCAAGGCAGCGGAUAAGUUCGUCGGUAGGUUGUAAAUAGUAUUUAACGGUAGCUGGCAUCGAGGCCCGAUCGCCUGUAGAAGAAACGGCCAAAAUGACUUUUAGGAACUUCUCUCGAGGAGUAACGACCCGGUUUGUAGCGACAACGAAAGCCAUCGCGAUAAGAAACAUUGCCGAUCCUUGCAGUCUCCGUUGACGACGACAACGUAAAUACCUAACGCAACUCGGACGUGGCUUGGAACAAUCCCCGAUCGUUCGGAAUGGGUAACAGGGUACGAUACUCGAGAAACGUGCGCAGCGAUCUCUUAGUGUCGACUAUACUUUUACGUACACUUCCCCUCGACCGAGCGUUAUCCGGACUCUUUUCGUUCCCAGGUUCGUUCCUAUUCAGGCCGUCGAAGUCGAAAUCCUUUAAUACACCCGUAAUGACUAUAGUCGAUGAUACGAUAUCCAAGCUUACACCUCGCGUGGUCCUGCAGCCUCUGCCAGUGCGCGUAUACAAGACUAUUAUGUACAAUGAUUAUUAUCCGUAUCGUUUGUAUUUAAGUACUUUAGGUAGAAGAGAGCCAAGUCGUUCAACGACAGUGCUCUCGCGUUGGGCGAAUAUGGUGCAACUGCAUCUCUUAACUCGUGACGGUAUGGACGAUUUAUCCAUGUCGGUUAGUCACGGAUUGGCAACAAAGAUCGGCGUAUCGUUGCACGGAUAAAUCCAUUGUGAGCAUACAAGGAAAGUGCUGCGUUCAUUUUCACCUAUCGAUUCAAUUUAGAUAAUCAAAAGUCCGCGAUUACGAUUCAGUCCGCAAAUGAUCCCGACGAGUUUUGAUGCUAACAAGUAUUUUAAACAAACUAUACUCGUUACAUUUUCGGCCAGUAAUUUCUGAGUCGCAUAUCCCUCGUAUCAGGCAUCGUUAAGACAGGCUUAAAUUAGAUUCAGAUGAAACAUAAAAUGCAAUUGCAGCUUUUUAGUUGAAUACCAUCGUGUAGGCAGUCGUAAUUAAUCUUUUGACCGAGCGGUGGACAGCUUGCUGAAAUCAAUUCGAAGGAGUAAAUUUUGUUUCGCGUGAACGUUUCAAUCGUUUCAGCUAAUACGGAAUGGAAGGAAAUGAAUUAGUUGACUGUCUCCCUCUCUCUCUUAAUCGCGGAUAAAGGGAAGCUGUAAGAGUUCCUCGUACAUUUAAAUAGUGUACGUAAUGAAGAAGAAAACACGAGUACCUUCGUUUCACUGAAACGCAAAGACAAAAUACGUAGAACCCCUCUCUAAUGGAAACGAAUUCAUUCGGUAACUAUACGCUAUACUCGAACAAUGUAUCAACAAUUAGGCGAUACCGUUUUAAGGAGAUUUUUCAUCACUUAGAACUUUGUAAUCGCUCUACUUAAUCGACGAGUCGGAGAACGUGAGAGAAAAACGAGAAAGGGAGCUUUGAAUAGUGCCUGCUUAAAACUGAAUUAUCGUAUUGUUGAAUUCCUAAAUAUAUUUAUUUAUUCGGUGAUACGACAGACCUAUUAGGUUUUAUCGCGUUAAAAGUAUUGGGGAAUAGUGUUAAUCACUGUGCGCACUAAUUGUUAAAAGUUCCAGCGGUAACGAAUGUAAAGCUUGAUACGUUUACAACGUACGUACGUACAUUCCCGGUUAUUAAAAAUUAGGUUUGCUGAUAAGCCAUUUAAAUGCUUGCACGUAUAUCGAAUUGGCUCAUCUGGAAUUGUUUAAACUGUAUAAUCACUCAAAAGUGUUAAGAUACCGUUUGUUGUUCCGUUCACUUUUUCAGUCAGUACAUAUCACUCUUCCCCGUACUGUCUCAUUGGUUUGUAUUAACGUUAAGUGUAUAUAAAUAUUAUGAAGUCGUAAUUGUAUGUAAAUACUGUUACACGUACUAUGCUACUACCAUGAAUUAUGAAUAUAAGGAAAAUUGGUUAUUUAGUAUAAUACUGACGUUAAAACU
Molecule: messenger RNA, 5349 nt
Organism: Orussus abietinus
Lineage: Eukaryota; Metazoa; Arthropoda; Insecta; Hymenoptera; Orussidae
Exons: 3
Coding region: 551-1903 (450 amino acids)
Cellular component (GO): membrane
Source: RefSeq, a predicted model, not a curated record